This is a messenger RNA of Carassius carassius (crucian carp), 1642 nucleotides long. Its product is annotated as steroidogenic acute regulatory protein, mitochondrial-like. Gene Ontology annotation, biological process: intracellular cholesterol transport; regulation of steroid biosynthetic process; steroid biosynthetic process. Bases 156 to 1139 code for a protein of 327 amino acids. The transcript is spliced from 7 exons. Gene Ontology annotation, cellular component: mitochondrial intermembrane space; mitochondrion. Gene Ontology annotation, molecular function: cholesterol binding; cholesterol transfer activity. NCBI's taxonomy places the organism in Eukaryota, Metazoa, Chordata, Actinopteri, Cypriniformes, Cyprinidae. The record is from RefSeq and is a predicted model, not a curated record.
CUGUGUGGGUAGUCUUCAGGCACUGGCUGUUAUCUGUAACAACGUGUUUAUAUUGGUAACAGAUAGAGCGUCGUGUUCGCUGCACAUCCUUGACAUACAGGGUCACCCCUGUGCGUUGAGUGAUGGUGCUGUUUUAUCUGUGAGGUGACGAGAACAUGGCCUUGUCUGAUGGGGCUAUAAAGGGGCCGAAGCAGCCAACUGUUCCUCAGAUUCCACUUCUAACUCGCCGUGCCCACAUUUCACGUGUAGUCACUCAUUCAUCUAUUGAAAAAACUUUUAAAAUGUUGCCUGCAACGUUUAAACUGUGUGCUGGCAUUUCCUACAGGCACACGAGAAACAUGACCGGUCUGAGGAAGAAUGCAGUGAUUGCAAUCCAUCAUGAGCUGAACAAGCUUUCUGGACCUGGACCUAGUGCCUGGAUCAACCACAUCCGAAGAAGGAGCUCCCUUCUCAGCAGUCGGAUUGCAGAGGAGACGUACAGUGAAGCUGAGCAGUGUUAUGUGCAGCAGGGACAGCAAGCUCUGCAGAAGUCCAUCAGCAUCCUCAGUGACCAGGACGGCUGGCAAAUUGAGAUUGAGAGUGUCAAUGGUGAUAAGGUGAUGAGCAAAGUACUACCAGACAUUGGCAAGGUUUUUAAGUUAGAAGUGAUGCUGGAACAGAAGACAGAUGAACUAUAUGAGGAGCUGGUGGAUAACAUGGAACAAAUGGGGGAGUGGAACCCAAAUGUCAAACAAGUCAAGAUUCUUCAGAAGAUCGGUCAGGACACUAUGAUCACACAUGAGGUUUCAGCUGAAACACCUGGAAAUGUGGUGGGCCCACGAGACUUUGUAAGUGUCCGCUGUGCCAAGCGGAGGGGAUCUACAUGUUUCCUGGCUGGGAUGUCCACUCAGCACCCUGGAAUGCCUGAACAGAAAGGGUUUGUAAGGGCUGAGAAUGGACCCACCUGUAUUGUGAUGCGACCAAGUGUAGAAGAUCCCAAUAAGACAAAAUUUACCUGGUUGCUCAAUUUAGACCUUAAAGGUUGGAUCCCAAAAACCGUUAUCAACCGAGUACUUUCGCAAACCCAGGUGGAUUUCGCGAACCAUCUCAGGCACAGAAUGGCAUCCAGUGGUGGCGUGGAAGCUGCCAUUGGCUGCUGAUGUCCACAUUUAUACCCUAAAAAAGAUGCCAUAACAAGGGCAACUCUAUUCAGGGUCAAGCUUGACCCACCCAAAACCACCACUCCCAUUUCAGCCUACACUUGUAAAAAUGUCACACAGAUACAGAAGUUAAAUUAUCCAUCAAAACAACAUGCUGCUCUGUGUUCAAGCCUCUCUAUUUAAAAUGUUUUCACAUGCACAGAACUGUAAUAACUCAGAAUGGAUGCUGGAGGUUGCUGGGUCAUUCCAGUGGAGAUUUCAACCCUGAGGAUAAGCUCAGUCUACUUCCUCUGCCACCUUCAUUUUGUGGCUUGAACUUCAUUUACUUCACUCGUAUACUUCUGCAGAACACCACUGACCAUUAAUUAUUGGGCUUGUUCGUUCCUGUUUUAUCAUUGUUUGUAAAAAAAGAAAAAAAGAAGUAUUUAUUUUAAGUUAAUUUUAUUAUUGCAUCACCCUGGAAAAGGAUGUCUGCUUAGUGAAUAUUCAUUAAAAGUAUUAAA